AUGCCCUCGCCUUUGAUCGACUAUGACUGUGUGCAGGAUGGCGGACACUGGCUUUGGGGACACGAAAUGAUGGCUCACCAAACUCCAUACGAAGGGGCGUAUACUGAAUGGAUGAACCGGUACGGACCGGUUUACAAAAUCAAAGGAGCACUGUUUCACCCAGACAUUAUUGUUAUUGGAGACCAAGUUACAGUUCGCCACAUACUUGGAAAGAUGACUUACGCAUAUGUAAAAUCGCCAAUAAUCCGCACCCUCACUGAACGCCUUGUUGGAAAAGGUCUUGUUUGGGCGGAAGGUAAUUUACAUAAGCGACAGAGACAAGAACUUGCACCUUUUUUCACAGCUCAAGCAACUGGCAAUAUGUUCAAUAAUAUUAGUGUUUGCGCGAGCAUGGGUGCUGAUAAUCUUGAAGCACACAUCAUCAAUAAUACUGGAAAUCCCAAACAAGGUCUAACAUUAGAUAUAGUGGACUGGACUGAGUCGAUAACGCUAGACAUUACCGGCCGCUUCGCGCUCAAUUAUGACUUUGAAUCUGGAAAGGGCCACGCUGCAAAAUUUAUCAAGCAGUCUUGGAAAAAACAAUCUUCCACUAAUCUGCAUUGGACAGCAGUACUUCCUGAAAGCUCAGUUGGCCGUCAAAAGAAUACUUCAAGAGAUCUCACAGAUAAUCGUAAACCAGAACCUACUUUCGGUACCUUACACUUACUUGUCCCUCGUGCUUUUCAAGUCAAGUUAUCUAAUGAAGGUCAAAUUGAAAGUACCAAGGAUGAACUCUAUGACCAUGUAUGCACCAUGAUUAUUGCUGGUCAGGAUACCACUGCAAGUAGUCUCGCAUUCAGCCUGCACCAGCUCGCUAUGUACCCCGGAUACCAGACUCGCCUUCGCGACGAAAUCUUCCAACUAGGUCGUGAACCAACGUACGAUGAUCUUAUGUCAGGAAUGCCGUGGCUCGAUGCCAUUAUGAUGGAGAGUUUCCGUCAUCGGCCUGUUGUUCCACACCUGGAACGAGUUGCAACCGAGGACUCCGUACUGAGGUUUGGGGGUGCGAUACAAGGGUCGGAUGGGAAGAAGAUCACCGAGGUUUUGAUCAAGGCAGGACAGGCUAUUAUCAUACCUGUCAUGUCUAUUAAUCAUAUGAAGUCGGUCUGGGGUGACGAUGCCGACGAAUUUAAACCUGAAAGGUGGUUAGAUCCCGCACGACUCGAGCUCGUGAACAGGAAGUUUGGAUGGAAUGGCAUACUGACUUUCUCAGAUGGACCGCGUCAAUGCAUCGGAUAUAGGAUGGCUGUUCUCACAUUCAAGACCACCCUAGCAACAUACAUUCGGAAGUUUGAGUUCCACGAUACAGGCGCAGUUAUGCAUGCCCGAUAUGUAGGAACGAUGCAAUCCUAUGUUGCAGGUGAAGAGGGCAAAGGAACACAGAUGCCCCUUCGGGUAACCCUGGUCGAUGAUUCAGGGACCAACUAG
Rhizoctonia solani is the source of this 1467-nucleotide messenger RNA. RefSeq names its product cytochrome P450 family protein. NCBI's taxonomy places the organism in Eukaryota, Fungi, Basidiomycota, Agaricomycetes, Cantharellales, Ceratobasidiaceae. The record is from RefSeq and is a predicted model, not a curated record. The transcript has 11 exons. Bases 1 to 1467 code for a protein of 488 amino acids. Gene Ontology annotation, molecular function: heme binding; oxidoreductase activity, acting on paired donors, with incorporation or reduction of molecular oxygen; monooxygenase activity.